Sabethes cyaneus is the source of this 888-nucleotide messenger RNA. Its product is annotated as homeobox protein rough-like. Gene Ontology annotation, biological process: regulation of DNA-templated transcription. Gene Ontology annotation, molecular function: DNA binding; DNA-binding transcription factor activity, RNA polymerase II-specific. Bases 1 to 888 code for a protein of 295 amino acids. The transcript has 3 exons. The record is from RefSeq and is a predicted model, not a curated record. NCBI's taxonomy places the organism in Eukaryota, Metazoa, Arthropoda, Insecta, Diptera, Culicidae.
AUGAUGCUAACGGACAAUAAUAACAGUGCAAUUUAUAAUAUAAAAGAUAUGGCCGACGGUAGAACACUCGGAAGCGAACCCUUAGCGGGUAAUAAACCUUCAUCACCGAGAACCUUUUUCGAACGUCUGUAUGGUCAUCUAGAGAAAAAUACUAGCACCGGUCUGGGUCACGAGGAUAAUCCAGUGAGUGAAGAUGUGACUAAAUUUAACCGCUCGCCAUCGGAAAGUUCCAGCAGUACUAGUCGGUCAUCCCCUCCGUUGGAUAUCGAAGAAACGGAAGAACGAACAACUUUUCACAGUGGAACCAGUCGUGCGAAUCUAUACGAUCAACGAGUCUAUGGGUAUGAAGCCCCACAAAUGAGAUUUUCGUACGGCCAGCAGGGACUUACCGCCGGUGUCUCAGCGAUAACAUCGCUGACCGGCAAUUACGGGUCGUUUAGACCCGUGUUUGGAUUCGGCCCAGAUGGAUCGCAUUUGCCUGCGGGAUUAUCAGCAUUUCUAGCCAGACGACGAAAAAAGGAAGGACGACCUCGUCGUCAAAGGACCACGUUUAGCAGUGAACAGACGCUUCGACUGGAGGUGGAAUUUCAUCGCAACGAGUACAUUUCCCGUGGAAGACGCUUCGAGCUAGCCGAAGUGCUGAAACUUUCCGAAACCCAAAUAAAAAUCUGGUUUCAAAACAGGCGUGCCAAAGACAAACGCAUCGAGAAGGCUCAAAUUGAUCAACAGUACAGGACAUUCGCUGCAGUAAACGGUUUAUUUACACCGUUCAGCCCGCACUAUCCACAAGUAGUUUGUCCCAAUAUUGGUACGACAACGACGGCGCAUCAGAAUUUCUACGAACAGUUCAACGUACAGCCCAAAGUAGACCAAAGUCCUCCAAAAUGA